AUGAGCCAAGAAUUUUCGGUCUCCUCUUUUAAAAUGUUGCCUAUAUAUGUACGGACUUUCCGCAUAACGGAAUCAAUGGCGUUUGAUGAGAAAAUGUUCGAAGUCUUUAGUCCUUCUCGUUUCAUAACAUUCUCUUUCCCCAAUCCAUGUCACUCUCAGUCUUCUCUCCGAGUUGCGGUGCUUGAUUCACCGAUCGAACCCGCCGGUACUCCUUCAGUGGCGGCGAUGUUCGUCCCCGCGGGGCUUGAAACCGAUUGGAUGUUUUCCACGGAAUCAGGACAUUAUCAGUUUCUAUUCAGUUCGCCUGGAAUUUCACGUCUGAUUCUAAUCGGAGAUCAAGAACCGUUGAAUCGCGAUAAUUCCGCUGUUUUCAAUCGUCCAUCGGCGGAGGUUACGGCUUCGUUGUGGAGUAAACUCGCGGUGAGUUUGCAGCCACUUUUUCUUGCUUUAUUUCCAAAAUCAUGUCUCGAGAAUGGAAUUCUUGAUAUGCCGAUUCUCAGUUAUGUCGAUAACGUGAUAUAUAGUAAAGUUUUAGAGAAAUGCGUCGGUUCUUCCGUUGGUGAAUUUCUGGUCGAGAAUGUGGAAGUCGAGAGAGAAUCGGGGAUAGGAAUGUCUGAAACUAGAGAAUUCAGGAGACGUUUACGAUUCAAAAGAAUGCCAAUCUUGGUUCAAACAGAAAUUCGUAUAAUUCCUCAAGCUAAUCAAAAUCUAGAUAGCAUUGAAAUUCAAAACAUUAAAUUCAAACCAGAUACUAGGAAUCUCGUUCAUCCUUACUUACCUGCAAUGGCGGCAAGCCUUUCAUUGAUCAGUUCGUCCAUUGACAAACAGAUUCAAAUCGGUAAUAAACCAAAAGCCCUAUGUUUCGGAAUUGGUGGUGGGGCUCUGCUUACAUUUCUUGCAACACAUUUGGAUUUUGAAGUAGAUGGUGUAGAAAUAGACAUGGAGGUUGUAAGAAUUGCAGAACAGUAUUUUGGAUUAGUAAAGAAUGAACAUAUACACAUCAACAUUGGAGACGCCAUUGAAUUUCUUGAUUAUGCUUCAAAAGCAGUGAAGAAAGAGAAGAGUGAAACCUCAUCCUUUGGUAUUCAUGUGUUUUCUGAAUAUAACGUGGUUAUGGUUGAUCUUGAUUCGAAGGAUGCUCGAACAUCCACUCAAGCUCCUCCAAUGGAGUUUGUUGGUAGAGAUGUUCUUUUGAAAGUUAGAUCAGUUCUUUGUGAAGAUGGGAUUGUUGUGAUGAAUGUGAUUCCUCCUAACAAGUUGUUCUUCGAAACAUUGGUAGAUAACGUCAGAUCAGUUUUUGAUGAUCUGUUUCAGAUUGAUGUUGAUAAUGGUGAAAACUUUGUUCUUAUUGCUUGUGUGCGUUCAAUCAAGCAUGCUGCAAAGAAGAAGAAGAAGAAGAACUUUUUGUCUAGAUUGGAAUUGCUCCUCUCUGGAACAUACAUGAAGUCCAUAAAAAAGAUAUGAAUCUUCUUCAUUUUGAUCGGUACCUUGCUCGGCUAAUUAGGAAUUGUCGGGCUCACUCUUGUUUUCACGAUGGAGAUACAUAAUACGUUUUACGAGUAAUUCUUGGGAUGACUUGACUUUGGUUUAGAGUUGCGAUAGACGAGGUCCUUCGCUCCUCUUUUCAUAACGAAGAUUCAAGAUACAUUUGGUUAGUGAGAAAUAGAAUGAUUUUUACAGCUAUUCUUUUAGGACAAAGUUUAACAUUUUGGCUUAUAUGAAUUUGAACGUCUUGUAGCGUUUUAUGGUUCAAGCUCCCUAUUACUUUACAAGCUCCAUGAGAGGGUCAUUGUGUUUGUUAAUAUUCCCCUUUUUUUUUGUUGUUCUGAAUGUGUUGUAGUUUGAUUCUUCUUGAUGAAAUGAGAGGAGCAUAAAAAUGAAGAUGGAAGAUUUUUCA
Cucumis melo (muskmelon) is the source of this 1897-nucleotide messenger RNA. RefSeq lists its product as uncharacterized. Bases 1 to 1464 code for a protein of 487 amino acids. The transcript has a single exon. Gene Ontology annotation, biological process: polyamine biosynthetic process. Lineage: Eukaryota; Viridiplantae; Streptophyta; Magnoliopsida; Cucurbitales; Cucurbitaceae. The record is from RefSeq and is a predicted model, not a curated record.